GCAACUUUUUCAGUUGCCUCGGCCACAAACAAGUGAUUAUAGAGGUGCAGGCUUCGAGAAUGAACGCCUUGUUCAGUCGGCUGAGUCUUCGUGAUGACGGCGGCGAGGUGAGGAUUUCGUCCCAAUCGGGGCAGUCGGCCUCGUUCAAAUGGAGCCCAGGGGCCUCCUACGCCGACUUCCAGAAGGAGUUCACCGAGGCCUGCUGCGAACUCUUCGGCACCAAAGACAGGGAGGCAUUCAGCAUCCAGGUCAGCCAUCAAGACACGUAGACUGUGAGCAGACAUGCCAUGGGAUGCGUUGUGUGGUUCAGGCCGGUGCUGACAACCCGACUCUUGUUGCCCUGAGGGACGUCUUCAAGGGCAAAGUGACGGCCGUCACACUCGUGGUAAGACAUCACAACCGGGGAGGGCAUGGCCAUCCCAUCACGUGCUGCUUGUUCUCUGUCUUGUGUUGAUUCGUCAGCCGUCGGGCGGGAAGCUGGAAGACGCGACGGCUGCCACCCGCCCCACCUCUGCACCCUCCCUUGCACCCGCCCCACCUCUGCCACCUCUCCACCCGGACAAGCCAUCCGGCCUACUCGCCGCCCCACCAGGUGCGAUGAAGGCAGGCAGAUUAAACAUCGGCUGGCUGAUGUUUGGUGCCGUUUUUGUGUGCAGGACCAGGUCGGAUCAAGGGUCAGUCGGGUGCCAAUGCGGCGGGGGGGAGCCAGAUCAAGUUCAUUCAGCUGAUGAACGCCAACAAGAACCCCAAUCCCAGUGUGGACAAGAGCAAGCUGACCAAGGAGGAGGUCGCCAAACACAAAAAGGGCGAGGACGCUUGGACGAUUCUCAACGGCAAGGUCUACCACAUCUCGCCCUACCUCGACUUCCAUCCUGGAGGUCAGUCCAGUCACCAUACACACGCACACACACACCGACAUGGGAACCUGGAGAUUCAUUGGCAUGUGUGUGUGUGUGUGUGUGUGUUCGUGUGGUCUGGUCAGGCCGUGCGAUACUGAUGUCGGUAGCUGGGAAGGACUGCACAAGUCAGUUCAACAAAUACCACCCGUGGGUCAACGCUGAUGCGCUGCUGGGUGAGUGACGUGACCAGCACACCGCACCACACACACAGCCCAGCCUGCCGACUUUGCAGGGAAGCUGUUUCUCGGUCCCGUGAAGAGUUCGCUGCCAAAGCUGUCAGAGGAGGCAGACGAAGAGUGAUGAUGAUGAUGUUGAUGUCGGGCUGUGUAUGUUUGUUGUGUGGCUGCAUGUUGUUGCUGCAUGGCAGGGGGUCCAUCCAACCAAGUUGGCUGUGUGUGUAGAGCCGCAUUUAUUGCUCAUGCGGCGAGGGCCUUUUCUGUGUCGAUAUGUGAGUCUCUCUCUCUCUCUCUCUCUCUCUCGGCUCUCUCUGACGUGACCACUGUAGCGAUACACAUACGUUUGUGUGAGCGGAGUGAAGCUCUCUGGCCAGGUGCAUGAUUGUACAGACAUUGUCUGGGCGUAGUUGCUGCUUGCGGCAUUUUUUCAGUUUCUUUUGCUCUCUUGACCUUUUGAGAUGCCAAGUGAAAG
This is a messenger RNA of Vitrella brassicaformis, 1547 nucleotides long. The record is from the annotation of a GenBank genome assembly. NCBI's taxonomy places the organism in Eukaryota, Vitrellaceae.